Opisthorchis viverrini is the source of this 4160-nucleotide messenger RNA. RefSeq lists its product as hypothetical. Lineage: Eukaryota; Metazoa; Platyhelminthes; Trematoda; Opisthorchiida; Opisthorchiidae. The record is from RefSeq and is a predicted model, not a curated record. Bases 159 to 2909 code for a protein of 916 amino acids. Gene Ontology annotation, cellular component: sarcolemma; axon; postsynapse. The transcript has 8 exons. Gene Ontology annotation, biological process: sodium ion transmembrane transport; calcium ion import across plasma membrane; cell communication. Gene Ontology annotation, molecular function: calcium:sodium antiporter activity.
UUCCAAGGUCGUAGAAAGUGGAGCAAUAUUCAAAUGCUUUUGUGCAUUUUCGCGCCAGCUCACGACGGUGUAAUUUGGAAAGACUUCAUUUUACAUAAAAAGUCACUCUAAUAACAGGGAAUAUCACCUAUACUCAAAUGCCUUCAGUGUGAUAUAAAAUGUGGCCUAUGACCACCUUACGUUUUCUGCUACUUAUCCUCAUCUUCGUUGUUUUGGUCUACCCAUCCACUGAGGACAAGCUCAUCAAUGGUACGUGUCCAUCAAGUAAGAAAACAGCAUGCGUUGAUGGUAUCCUGAUUCCAAAAUGGGAACCAUCCACCGGUCUCAGUGUUGGUGAUAAAUUGGCCAGGGCAACGAUAUAUUUUGCCUGUCUACUCUAUUUAUUCCUUGGAGUUUCUAUAAUAGCAGAUCGGUUUAUGGCAGCCAUCGAGGUGAUCACAUCGAAAGAAAAGGAAGUAACAGUGCGAAAGAAGAAUGGCGAAGUUCAAACUAUAUACGUACGCAUUUGGAAUACUACGGUUUCCAACCUCACACUAAUGGCUCUGGGUUCAUCAGCACCUGAAAUUUUAUUAUCUGUUAUUGAAAUCAUCGGUAAAAAUUUUGAGGCUGGAGAUCUCGGGCCUGGAACAAUUGUUGGAUCUGCUGCUUUUAAUUUGUUCGUCAUCAUUGGAAUAUGUGUGCUGGUUAUUCCUGAGGGAGAGGUUCGACGAAUAAAACACUUGAGCGUUUUCUUUAUAACAGCCUCGUGGAGCAUUUUCGCCUAUCUCUGGUUGUACCUCAUUAUAGCAGCUUUCAGCCCAGGGGUUGUCGAAAUUUGGGAGGCAUUGCUCACAUUCAUUUUCUUCCCCAUAAUAGUUAUCUGCGCGUACAUCGCUGACACAAAAAUAUUUUUCAAAAAGUUCCUAAAGAAGAAGUUCCGCGCAGCUGGAAGACUCAAAUCAAUAGACAUAGACGCAGAGUACCCAAACCAUACCGAGGAGGUGACGUAUGUCCCAGAGUCAGAUGAUAGCCAGGUUUCUGAAUUCGAACGUACCAGACUAAACUACGUCGAUGCAAUCAAGGAGAUAAGAAAGAAGAACCCAAAUAUAGACAUGAAACAAUUGGAAGAAAUGGCGCAACUUGACGUUUUAAGCAAGGGCCCAAAAUCAAGGGCUUUCUACAGGAUGCAAGCCACGCGCCAGUUAACCGGGAGUGGAAACGUUAUAAAGAAGGCGAAGGUUGAGCGUAGGAUGUCGUCUGACGAUCAACGUAUGGAAAGUGAAUCAUACGCUCCGCAUGUUCAGCGGAUUUUCUUUAACCCUGGGCACUACACUGUUAUGGAAAAUGUUGGCACCUUUCCCAUAACUGUCAGCAGGGUUGGAGGUGACUUGGAUGCCGUUGUUUCAGUGAACUACUCUACUGUAGACGGUACGGCAGUCGCGGAUGAAGAUUAUGUGCCAGUUUCUGGUGUGCUUGUAUUUAAAGCUGGCGAAACGCACAAGCAGUUCUCGAUCACCAUAAUCGACGAUGAUAUUUUUGAGGAAGACGAACACUUCACUGUGAUAUUAACUGAUCCAACUGUCGUUCAUUCCAACACCUUUGUGGAGCCCCUCCUUGUGGAGCCGACAAAAGCUACAAUUAUGGUAUUGGAUGACGACCAUUCAGGAGUAUUUCAUUUUGAGCAGCAAGCAACGUCAGUUCCUGAAUCAUGCGAGUAUGCUGAAUUGAAGGUGCUAAGAGAUUCAGGUUGUCGCGGGAUUGUACGAGUUCCGUACCAAACAAUUGAAGGUAGUGCAAAGGGCGGUGGAAAGGAUUACGAGGAUGCAAUUGGAUAUCUGGAAUUCCAAAAUGAUCAAACCGAGGCGACCAUCCGUGUACGUGUCGUGGACGAUAAUGACUACGAGAAAUCGGAGUUUUUCUUCGUUCAACUCGGCGAACCGCUGCUUGUUGACAAAGACGCUCAGCAAAGUCUACUGUCUCGUUUCACAAACCGAAGACCGACAAUACCAAGCACACCGGAAAAAGUGGCCAGCCCUGAUGCCGGCAAACAACUGGCCUUGCCGGAAACCCAGGAGACUGGACGUAGAACUUCACAAGGCCUGAUCGACACAGGGAAACCGCGUCUUGGUGAAUGGUCAAGGAUCAAAGUUACUAUUGUGGAAAGUAACGAAUUCAAGAAUACAGUAGACCGUCUUGUGAAGCAAGGGAAAUGGGCUUUGGUUGUCGGGACAUCAUCAUGGAAGGAACAGUUUGUGGAGGCAGUUACGGUGAGCGCAGGUGGUGAUGGAGAAGGUGCGGAUUUGGAAGAGGAAAAACUGCCCUCCUGCAUGGACUACGUUAUGCACUUCCUGACCGUUUUCUGGAAGGUUCUGUUCGCCUUCGUUCCACCUACCGAUUACGGCGGCGGUUGGUGGUGUUUCUCCGUGUGUAUCUUAGUCAUCGGGGUGCUGACCGCCAUCAUUGGAGACAUGGCCUCCGCAUUUGGUUGUUCCAUUGGUCUCACGGACGCUGUGACAGCCAUUACAUUCGUGGCUCUGGGCACCAGUCCACCAGAUACGUUCGCCAGCAAAGUUGCAGCUAUCGGUGACUCGGAUGCGGAUUCCUCAAUUGGUAAUGUGACAGGAAGCAAUGCGGUCAAUGUGUUCUUAGGCAUAGGAAUCGCCUGGUCGAUUGCAGCUAUCUAUCACGCCAUUCAAGGGACGCAGUUCUACGUGCAACCAGGAUCCUUGGGAUUCUCUGUAACAGUGUUCUGCAUCUUUGCCCUAGCUGCUAUCACAGUGAUUGUUCUGAGACGCCGGCCCUCCGUUGGUGGGGAACUUGGAGGUCCAAAAACCGUGAAAUAUCUCUCUGGCUUGUUUUUCAUCACUCUCUGGUUGUGCUACAUUAUCCUGGCUGGCUUGGAGAAUUACUGUCACAUUGAAGGAUUCUGAUUUCAUCUUGAGCUUCCUCUGCUUUCCGUUAUUUCCAUACUCGUCUCUAGAAGACGAGGUUGAUUCGGUCAGCUACUUUACUGGGACAUCCAUGCACACUACAAAGUAAAUGAAUCUCAAAAGUGAUGCAAUGUAACCUGUCCCUUAAAAAUGGAUAACCCCUAUCCGAAGCGCAGACAGAGAAAAAAGUGAUAUGUCACCACGCGACUCGUACAUACGCUCACUGCCUAUUCAUUUGUGUAAUUCAUGUCUCUCUCCCCAUAUAUUUUCUCCUCUCCGCAUCAACCCCAUGUCGCAGCCUUCUCAGAUGUGUACAACCAGUUCCUUGUAGAGUACUCAUUUUGGUUACUGACUGCUGCUUAUAUGCCAAUUGUGUUUAUUCUAUUUUGGAGACAAUUUGAAAACGUAUACUUCACUCUUCGUAUAAUUUACGCGACAUUUUGCAAAUUCACAGCUCCAAAAAUGCUCAACAUGUGCAACCAAACUACUUGGACCAAAGCGUCAGACGUAGUCAUCUCUAUGAAACCAAGCUGCCAGUUUCUAGAUUGCUAUUCCCAAUGUUUAGUGUUGCUACACACCUUUCCCGCCCAACACCUCAUCUGACUGCAAAUUUUCUCAUAUAAGUCUAUCCCGAACUAGAUCUUCUGUAUAUCCAUCAGACACCACUGACUUUAGCGUGUACACGCUUCACAAUUGUCUCCACUCUUCUGACACGCGCCAAUGGUGAGUUGCAACCAAAAAUCACGGGGUAGCGAGCAUCCAUUAUUAUUUUCGUUUUUAACACUAUAGAGAACAUUGUUUCACGUACAUACAUAUGCAAUAUAGAUUUCUCGAUUAUUCCUCCUCGUUUAUUUAGCCGUCGUUUCGAACUCAUGGAACAAAACCCAGAUAACAACUGCCAGUUUUUGCUCUCAAAACAACCUGCCUCCUAGACCCUUCUGAAUUUGGAGAGUUCCUUUUCUUGUCACUUCCCUAAUUCCUGUAUAUGGUCACCUGCUUCCCUUACAAAUAUCAAACAACUCACUGAAGACUGAUAGUAAGGAGGGGUUAAUCUUCUCUUAGAUGGUCACUUUAGGCGAGCCAGAAGCUGUUGAACAGCGGCCCACUGCCUUUUCUCGGUUUCAAUCGUCCAGUCCUUUUUCAACCCGUUCCUCGUUUUUCUACUCCGUUCCAGUGUCAGUUAUAGUGAAUUCGCGUCUUUUUUGUUCUCCCACCCUCUUGUUUACUUCCGACGCAGUUCAUAAAUACAUU